This is a messenger RNA of Podarcis lilfordi (Lilford's wall lizard), 39662 nucleotides long. NCBI's taxonomy places the organism in Eukaryota, Metazoa, Chordata, Lepidosauria, Squamata, Lacertidae. The record is from the annotation of a GenBank genome assembly.
AUGUCCUUGCUAGGAAUGUUUUGCCCUCCGCUGUUUGAAACCAUUGCAAACUUAGAGGAGUAUCAUCCUCGGAUUGGACUGAAAUGGCAACUUGGACGCAUUUUUGCACUCUUCCUUGGGAACCUUUAUACUUUCUUGCUGGCCUUAAUGGAUGAUGUCAAAGAAAAGGUGGGAAUCUAAAAAGAAUAUCCAUACAUUAAUUCCCAGAGGGGUAGCUGCGUUAGUUUGCUGUGGCAAAAACAGAAGAGUCUUGUGGCACCUAAGUAAAGCCAAUAUUGCCCCUGCUAGUGAGUUUAUUAUGGUUGUGGUGAGAUUCAAACCAGUCUCUUCCCACUAUAUUAUAUCGACUCUUACUCUGUGGUUUGGAUUCCCUGAGGAGAAAAGAUCCAGACAGAUCUAUCUGCUCUGGAGCAGAAAGUGCAGCCAGGCUCACUGGAGGAGAUGAAAUCAGUCAGUUAGAAAUAAAGAGUCUUUGCUGAAUCAGCAAUUACAAAAAAGUGUAGGCUGGUGUGGAGGUCUAGCUGCAGAGGAGUCAGGGACAUCUGGAAGUGGCUGACAGGGCUGAGCCACAGAAAAGACUGAGCGUAUUGGAAAAUCAGAUCUAUUCAUGAGUCAGAGUCCAUCAAGCAAGGCAGGGGGUGUAUGAGAGGCAAAUAAACCCUCGAGCAAAACCAAGGCCUUGUCAAGACGACUCCUCUGUAGAAAUAUUAGCCAGUGUGCCCAUCAGGCCCAAAUGGAAGUGUACUGCAUUUGACUAAAACAUUCCCUAGAAGGUCCGUCUGUCCCCGUUCAACAUGACAUGUCAAAGAAAUGGUUGGAGACAAGGAAGGAGACUUCUUGACAGCUAUUCUACAUGGCCUAGCUCUUAGGCUUCUUACACAAUCUACCCCAAAGAGGGAGAAUUAUUCAGACCCCCGUGGCUGUGAGUCAGGUUUAGCACCAUUCAAAACUGGUUAAUUCUCCAUACACCCUUACUGAGAUUCAAAAUGAUGUAUGACUUCAGUCUUGCUAUAGGAGAUGAAACAAGUGAUUUAAAACGAAACAGACCAGGGCUUUGGAGGAAGAAGCCCUACAGAGCUGCAAUAUGUUUGGAAUAUGAAUACUUGUUUGCACAUCUUGACAACCACAUUUGACCCCUUUUCUCAGCCACACUCACAGUCCAAGUGUGCACUGUAAUGUAGCCAGCUGAUUUUCAUUCUCAACCAGUGCUUUUGGACUGCCUUGUCCAUUCUGGCAUAUCUUCAAUAGAUAGUUCUUGGAAAAUGCUUUCCAGGUGCUUAUCCUGGAUAGUACAGCUUCUCUGUUGUUGUUAACAACGUUUAACAGCUUCCAUUUAAAGUUUAGAUCAUUUAUGUCGCCAUUAUGAGGAUGCACGUUUACCCAGCAUACAUUUUAUGAGAAUUAAAUAUGUUUUCUGUUGUAGCUGGUUGAAGAAGUCAGCAUCAGGAACAUAACACAUUGGACCCUCCUAAAUUAUCAUAAUUCGUCUGUGGCGAAUGGAAGUGCUGUUUCUCUACCUUCCAUGGAUCCAGCCGAUGUCCCUCGAGGACCUUGCUGGGAAACCACUGUGGGAAUAGUAAGUCCUUCCAUGAAACUCUUAUCUUAGCAUGCCUCAGACAGGGCCUGGUAGUGUGAGCCCUGUUUAACCGAGAUCAGAGCUACACAAUCUGCCAAACUGAAUUGUGUUGUGCACCCAUGGGACUUCUGUACCAUUUUGUAGCCUGAACUCAUAGUGUAGGUGUUGGGAGUUAUAGUUCAGCAGCAUCUGCAGGGCCAAAGAUUCCUGAAAUAUACUCAGAGUCGAGAGUGGAUUUCAUGCUCUUUGUUCAGCUCAUAGUGGUGAGGAGGAAUGGAAGUUCCCCCACAAUAUCUGCUUUAUAUACAUUAUUUACACAAUGGGCCCCACGUGACUGGCUAAUUACGGGAUUCUCCUGUAGGCCAAUCAGGUUGUGGAUUCACGUCCACCUGGAGCUGGAUUGGGUGGCUCCUGCGGUAUACUGCAUUGUUCAGACCAAUCAGACUGCUGCAUUCUGAAUCCUAUUGUUCUAGGACCAAUCAGACUGCUGCAUUUUGGAUCCUAUUUAACUUAGCACAUAACAGUUCCCAUCAUCCCUGGUCACUGGCCAUGUUUGUUGGGACUGAUGAGAAUUGUAGAUCAGCAACAUCUUGAGGACCAAAUGUUCUGCCAUAGAGCCAGGUGCACUUCCUCAAAAGACGGAGGUUUCCAAAUACAGUCAAACCUUGGCUCCCGAAUGCCUCCGUUCUGGAACGUUUUGUCUCCCGAACACCGAAAACCCGGAAGUAAAUGCUCCGGUUUUCAAAUGUUUCUCAGAAGCCAAACGUCUGACACGACUUUCGCUUGAGUGCAGGAAACUCCUGCAACCAAUCAGAAGCCUCGCCUUGGUUGUCAAACAUUUCGGAAUUGAAUACGUUCGACAACCAAGGUUUGAGGGUACAUAAAAAAGUGUCAGCAGUAGUAUUUUUUUCUGCUUUAUUUAUACGAUUCCAAAACAGAAAUGCACAAGGAAACAUAAGGUUUGUACAACAUGGUAAGCCAAACUGUGACGCACUGGAACCACCCAAAUGUAGAGGUCCUAGAGGAGAUCUCACAGUUACUUUGCUCCUCCCCAAUUUUAUUUAAUCCCAUGCCACACAGAGCUAAACCAAGGUUAGCAUACCAUUUGGACCCAGGCUCAUGGUUCAGCUCUCUCCUCACUAACCACAGGCUGCAGUUAAGAGCAAUAACCAGACCGCUGUCACCAGCUUCUUAAGUUAGAAUACUGUCCGAGCUAAACUGAUCCUUCUCCUGUUCAGAGCUAUCUCUUUCAAGGACUUCGUAGUCUCAGCAGUUGCACGAAGGUUCUUUAUUUACCCGGUCAAGUGUUCAGUGCGCAAAGGUUAUCCUAACCUGUCCAACACAAUCAAUAAUUCAAAUAGUCCAAGAAUCAAAAAUCAAACUUCAUGACUCACCUUUCACAACAGAUGAAAUCUAUAUCACGGUCUUCGGCAGGAGCAAAACAGUAACUUCCUUGUGGGUACUCUUUCUUCUUAUGCUUCAGGGUACCUAACAUCCAGCCCUUCUUUAAUAGGGCAUUUAGGGCCCAUGGUUUUCUAGAUAGCAACCCUAUGACUACUCUAAAGUAAGAACUCUCCUCCCACAGGACUGGCACAAGUUGUUUUGGUGCCUAAGGAGAAGUAAUAAAACCUUCUCACCCUUCUCAAAGUGCAUAUACUAAGGCUGGCCAAUUUAUUUUGGAAAAUACCACAGACAAGGCCUCUCCAUAGGAAUAAAACACAAUAAUAACAAAUAACCCCUCAAGACAGCCUAAAGUAGCAGCCUCACUUUGUAGACCUGGGACUCAGCUAUACAGCUGCAAAUAAAACAUUUUAAAUGCAAUAUACAAAUGUGGCACUAGACGGCAACAGUGAGCUAUGCCAAAUUCAAUGUAUUUUUUAAAACGUUUUUGAAAAAAGCAUUUUCAUCCCAACCACGGCUUUUAUCCGAUGCAAAGAGCACUAGGAAGCACAAAAAAUGGAGAUUCUCUUCUUGAACCAACUGACCACUUCGGACCUUUAUAUCAGCAGCAGAUCUGGAAUGUUCUGGAAUCCCAUCUCCAAUGGUGGAGCGCUUCUUUCAGUGGCCAACCAAAUACCUAGAGCAUAGCUGUCAACUUUUCCCUUUUCUUGUAAGGAAUCCUAUUCGGAAUAAGGGAAUUUCCCUUAAAAAAGGGGGAAAGUUGACAGCUAUGACCUAGGGGAAGCCAGCAAAGAGGACAAACAGAAAAACUUAUAAGACUGAUACCUUUGCAUUCUCCUGGUCACAUAACUAAAGACCUUGGAUACAGAUGUGCUUUUCCACAGAAAUUAACACCACAGAGAUAUAGUGGUUUGGGUAUGUGUAAGAAAAUAACAUAGCACCCCAGCUAUUACCUUUGUGUGUGUGUCUUUUGUUUUCAGCUUGCACCAUCUCCCACUGUAUUUCAACCACCAACAGGCAAAGUCUGCAGGCUCCAUUAGGAAUUCCUCCUUUAAAUUAAAAGCUUCCCUCCCUGCAGCUUCAACCCAUUUUAUUGCUUCCUUGGAACAGUGCAGGUGGAAGAUUAGUGCCAAAGUGCCCCUGAUUGGGUCAGUUUUCGUUCCUCAUUUGGGGGCCGGAGGGAGGAAGAUAUUUAUAAAAUUACUUCAAUUAUAGACGGUAUAUUUUUCUCCAUAAGAACAAAGGAGUGGCAGGAGAUACACUGCAGCUUUCUGAAUCUAAAGUACAGGAGACAUCUAGUGGUCACAACAGAAAUGAGAAGUAGGUUCCUGCAAUGGAAUCUUUCUUUGCCUGACCAAUAAGAGAGCAGGUUUGAAGCAGAAGAAGUUAAGAACUUUGGGGAUUUGAAAAAGAAAAGAACACUUGAAAAGACAGUUGGAGAAGGGAGAAGGAGCAGGAGGAAGAGGGCUAAGGGAUUAUGAAACAAACAUGGAUUCUUAGUCUCCUGUUUGCCUCAUGGUGGUCAGAGGAGCCAACUCCUGGGGGCCGAGGUCCCUUUGGCUCCGCCCAGUAAAAUAUUUGAGGGCCUUCCCCCCAAAACCAUUGACAGACAUUCAAAUGGUGGCAUCAUGUGAUUAAUUAUGAGGGGUGGGGCUUGCCGACCCCCCAAUAUUUUAUUCAAGUGGGGCCCCCCUGCUCAUGGUGCUCGUAUUUCCGGGAGACGCCAAAAAGACACACACACCACUGUCCUGCUACUUUAUAGUCCUGUCACCAGCAGACAGAUGCUUUGCUUGAGAAACACCAAAUGUGUCCUAACCUAAAGGAAAGACAUGGAAGUCUACGAGAGAAGAGGAAAAGAUGGAAGCAGUAGACUCAAGGCUCUUUCUGAGGCGACAAGCCUGCAUCUGGGCUGCGCCAGUUCAGGCAGCAAGAGGGAGCUUGUCAUGGAGAAGUCUCUCAUGGCAUCAAAAUAAAAACUCUGUACUUGCAGCAGUCAGUCAAAUGAAUCCUCAUCUACAGACUGAAGUGCUACAGCAUGGGUAGGCAAACUAAGGCCCGGGGGCCGGAUCCAGCCCAAUCACCUUCUAAAUCAGGCCCGAGGACGGUCCAGGAAUCAGCAUGUUUUUACAUGAGUAGAAUGUGCCCUUUUAUUUAUUUAUUUGUGGGGCAUAGGUUCAUUUUUCCCCAAAAAUAUAGUCCGGCCCCCCACAAGGUCUGAGGGGCAGUGGACCGGCCUCCUGCUGAAAAAGUUUGCUGACCCCUGUGCUACAACAUGCACACGGGUUUACUGCCUCAGUUAGAACUAGGCAGAUGUUUUGAACAACACAAAAGCUGGCCAGCUCCCUUGGCCAGGAAAACAGGAGGAACAUUGGAAAGCCAGCACAGUCUUGGUCCAGCUCUAUUUCUUUAUGUAUUUAUAUUUAUUUAUUAGAUUUAUAUAGUGCCCUUCGUCAUAAGAUCUCAAGGCAAUUUCAAAUUUUGCUUCUGCUGUAAAACCCUCCAGUGCCAUAGUCCUCACACCCUAGGCCAACCCCAACCUCUCUCACCACCAAAGGAACACAAGUGAACAACACAAGCAACGCUGACACCAAACUCUACAUACAUUAAACAUAAUAGAAACACCGCCACCCGACCCCACCCCUAUCCAUCUUCCCUCUCUCCACCACCCCUUUCUUUUUUCUUUCUUUUUUUUCUUCUCCCCCUAAUGCCUCAACAAAUGAAACGGAUUUGUAAAAAUGUUACAUGAAAAAAAAAUACGAGGCACUACACUUCUGUAAAACAAGAAAAUCCUUAAUAAAAUAUUUUUUUUAAAAAAAAAAAAACCUCUGCCUGAGGAGUGUUGCUAGGCCUUUGGGGACUUGAAUAACCAGUUGGCCGGGCUGCAACUUCGACAAAUUCAAUCGAGGCAAAGGAGUUCUGAGGUAAAAAGUGAGCUUGGUUCAGCACCAGGUAUAACCGGACACUUAGACUGGCCUACAAGUCCCAACACAGUCUUUCUAAGGAAGAUUAUAUGGGAAAUUUGGUGGCUCCUGAAUUAGUGACUUCUGAAAGACAAUUUUCUGUUUUAAUGUUUAUUUCCUCUUAAAAUAAUAUAUAUGGCAGUUGGGGGAGUCUUAGAAUACAAACUGGAGAACAUCCUAGCUAAAUGCUUAUCACUUUUUGUCGUCCCCCCCCCCAGGAAUUUGUGAGGCUCACUGUGUCUGAUAUACUUGUGACAUUUGUAACCAUACUUGUGGGAGAUUUCCUCCGUGCUUGCUUUGUCAGAUUUGUCAACUAUUGCUGGUGCUGGGACCUGGAGGCUGGAUUCGUAAGUAAAUGAACUGUAGAUGAAGCAAAGUUCUUGUCUUAUAAUAGAGUUUAACCAAUGCUUUGAGCCACAUUUUAAUUCUGGUUUUCCCCCCACUGAAAUGUAGAUUUAGAAUCCCCGCACUGCAGAUAAGGCUAGUGUAACUGCUCAGGCAGGCUGGGGCAUGUUAUGACUUAUAAAUGUGUCAUGACACUUCAUUUUGCAACAACUGCAGCAUCUGAACUAGCCUUAAGGGCAGUGGCAUACAGAACAAAUGACGGUAACCUAGCCUUGAGAUUGCCAAUGCAUUGAUCGCUAUAGCCAGGCUCUUGUCUGUCCAGCAGCAGUUGAAGUUGGCAAAAGGCUUUGUCUAGUCUGCAGCAAUCUAUCCUGCAUGGAUUUAAAAGCCAGGAAGGUAAAGAUAUGCUAGAAAAACUUAAAAGUCCCAAAAUCUCAGAUUAUCAAUAGUCCAGGACUCACCAGAACAUCAGGCUGUGCAGUGCAUGGUACCGUCAUGUGGAACCAUUAAUGCGCAUAUAUAAGAAAGACAAGAUUAUUCUCAGCGCCCUACCCCACCCCGUUCAGAGAUGGAACUUGCAGGGAUACGGAGGAAGCUGAACUCUACCAGCUGCCCGAGUUGAUUUGAUGUCAAAUGCAUCACGAUAAACCAUGCCAACAGUUUUUAAAAUUUAAUGGCAGAAGUGUGGGGAGGCAAUUUUAACUGGGAGCCCAGCCCAUGGAGAAGUUUAACCGUUCCCUCCACAAUCAUGAUCUAAAGAGGGGGGGGACCCUUUUCCUGCUAUAAGUCUUAUGGGGGACGACUCCCAGUGCUGUCAAUGGGAACAUUUUCCCCUAAGGCUCAUAACCACAGCAGGGCCGGGGGAUUUUCAUUGGGAUCACAGUGAUCUUGGGCAAAGUCAUGAAGGCUGACCUACCUGUUAUGUACUGAAGUUCUCACCCUGGGCCAGCAGGGCGAUACUGUAGAUAGUUAUGCAAAUGAAGGAUCGAAAGUGACGUUCAGUGAUUGGAUAGUUUGUAUGCAAAUGAAGGAUCGAAAGUGAUGUUCAGUGAUUGGCUAGUUACAGAAAAUGGUUACUGUUGCAUUCCAGUGGAGCUCUAUAUAAGCAGGCUGACUGUGAUGGCCUGGGAAUCCGAUUCAGAGGCUGAACCGGAGGAAUCCCAGCCUGCACAGGAGUCCCCGCCUCCAGGGCCGGCUGAACUGGGGCAGGGCCUUGAUUCUGAAGCGCCUGCACCUGUGCCGGAUCCUCAGGAGCAGGCAUCAGGUGAAUCCACUCUGGCUCCGGAGGUGGUUGACUCAGUGCCUACAGGUGAGUCUCCCCCUGGGUCCAGUAACCCUUCAGCCUCUCCUGAACUGCAGAGGCUCAGGGCAGAGAGGCGAAGGGAACUGGUUUCUCCCAGGAGGAGUGCUCGCCUUAAGGCCAGGAGAGGCGGGUCUCCUGGGGGCCGGGGCCGCCCCUGGCCUCAGAGAAGAUAAAGGCCAGUCAGCCCGGUCCCAGGUUGUGGGAGCAACGUCGUUGAAGAGCUGUUUCGGCCAGCAUCCAGUCCUGUUCCCCCAGAGUUCCUGUCCUUGCCCGGCUUCUCGCUGUGGACCCCGCUUCGCCUGAGGAGGACUGUCUGCCGACCCUCAACUCAGGUCCUGGACCUCACCCCACGGUAACCUCCCCCCUGGACCAGCACAGUUUGCUCCCGCCACACCCGCACUCCCCCUUCGUUGGGGUGCAUUUGGGAAAAGCCAGAAGCCAUGGCCGACCAGGCAGCUGCGCUGGUGGCAUUGGCCCAGGAGAACCAGGCCUUGACUCACACCAUGCAGCAGCUCAGCGAUGCGGUUACGGCACUUCAGCAGCGCUUGGACACCCUACCGGCUCCUGUGGCCGAUGCCCCAGCUCCAGGCAAGUACCCAGUAGCCUUGCCAAAGAAAUUUGAUGGGGCCCCGGCCAGCUUUCUCAUGUUCCUCGCCCAGGCCAAGUUGUAUAUUCAGGGGCGAGACCGGAACUUCCCUGACGACCGCACCAAGGUGCACUUUUUGAUCAGUUUGUUAAAGGACCAGGCGGCCAAGUGGGCAUUGCCGCUGCUCAGGCAAGACUCCCCCUUGCUGACAGACUAUAUGGGGUUUUGCAACCAUUUGGAGGCCACAUUCGGCAACCCCCAGAAGGAGAGUCAAGCCAACCGGGCAAUUAGGUGUUUGAAACAGGGCAAGUCCACUGCAGCCGCCUACACCAUGGAAUUUCGGCUGUUGGCACAAGACUUGUCUUGGAAUGACUCUGCACUUCGGGACCAGUAUCUUGAGGGACUGUCGGAUGAGAUUCUGGACCAGUUGGCCAUGAUGGAUCGUCCCACCACGCUGGAUGCCCUUAUUCAGCGGAGCCUGCAGAUAGACGAUCAGUUGGAGGACCGUCGCCAGGUCCGGGACCGCCAGCACCCCUGGCUCCUGGCUCCAGUCCUUCCCAGCAGGUCCACGCCCACAGCCAAGUUACCGGACCUUCAUUGCAGAUUAUGCUGAUCGCACCACCCCGUUGACCCGGCUACUGCGCCCCAAGACGCCAUUUUCCUGGGACAAGGAGGCAGAGGAGGCGUUUCAGGGGUUGAAGGCCUGUUUCCAGAGAGCGCCGAUCUUGCAACAUCCUGAUCCCUCUCGACCCUUUGUGGUAGAGACCGAUGCCUCCAGUACGGCUCUCGGUGCCAUCUUGUCUCAGCAGUACGGACCCUGCGCCUUCUAUUCCCGCCAGCUCCUUCCAGCGGAGCGUAACUAUACCGUGUGGGAGCGGGAACUACUGGCCAUCAAGGUGGCCUUUGAGGUCUGGCGCCACCAUCUUGAGGGGGCACGACACCCGGUGGAGGUGAGAACCGACUACCGGAACCUGGAGUACCUCCAGACCACCCGCAAGCUGAACCAAAGGCAGAUCUGGUGGGCGUUGUUCUUUUCCCGGUUCCAGUUCCGGAUCCGCUACAUCCCUAGGUCCCAAAACCAGAAGGCAGAUGCCCUGUCCCGGAAACCUGAAGACAACGCAAACACGGUACAGCAAGCAGUACCCACCAUGAUCCUACCACCGGCUGCAUUCCUGGCCACCCAGGAGGCUGAGCCACUGCAGGCUCGGGUGCGGGAACAGCAGCGGGUCGACGCUUGGGCCCAGGAACGACUCCGGGAACUGGCCAAAGGGUCAUGCCCUCAGUAUCCGGGGCUGGUCUUGCAUCAGGGCCUCUGCUGCACCACGGUCGCCUGUACAUCCCGCCAGGGCCACUGCGGGGUGAGGUUCUCCGGAUGACCCAUGAUGCCCCAGCAGUGGGACACUUUGGGCGGUAUCGGAUCACCCAUCUGGUAAGCCGUGAGUUUUGGUGGCCCCGCCUGAAGGCUGACGUGGCUCACUACGUCGCUGGUUGUGAUGUCUGCCAGCAGGCCAAGGGCCCUACCAGGCAACCCCCCGGCCUACUUCAGCCAUUGCCAGUCCCACCACGUCCUUGGCACACGGUUUCGCUGGACUUUGUAGUGGACUUACCCCCGUCUCGUGGCUGUACCUGCCUUCUAGUUUUCUCCGACCAUUUCACUAAGAUGGUGCACUGUGCCCCCUGCCCAUCCGUACCCACAGCUAAGGAAACCGCUCAGCUGUACCUUCAGCAUGUCUUCCGCCUGCAUGGCCUACCUGAGCGUGUGGUGUCCGACCGGGCGUUCAGUUCACAUCCCGGUUCUGGCGAGCAUUGCACCAGACCCUCGGGACAGAGGUCUGUCUCUCAUCAGCCUACCACCCACAGACCGAUGGCCAGACGGAACAGGCGAACGCGGUGCUGGAGCAGUACCUCCGGUGUUACUGCAGCUACCAGCAGGAUGACUGGGUCGACCACCUAGCAUUGGCGGAGUUUGCCUACAACAACGCAGUGAAUGCGUCCCCCCAGCAGACCCUGUUCCAGGCCAGUUACGGUUAUCAUCCACGGCUGUUUCCGGAUGUGCUGCCGGCAUCCACGGUCCCUGUGGUGACGGAGUGGCUUCAGGAGCUCCAGUCCCAGCAACAGCUAUUGAUGGAGCAACUGCGCCAGGCCAAGGAGGCGUACAAGGCCCAGACCGACCGCCACCGCCAGGUAGGGCCGGAACUCCACGUUGGUGACCUGGUAUGGCUCUCCACUCGCCACCUCCACCCCUCUCGACCUUCGCGGAAGCUGGACACCCGUUUCACUGGCUCGUUUCCUAUUGUGGACCAGGUCUUGCCUGUGGCAUUCCGUCUCCGGUUGCCCGCAACCCUGAAGGUUCACCCGGUAUUCCACAGGUCCCUUCUGAGUCCGGUGGCCCCACCCGACAAGUUCCACCCGAACCUUCCCCGACCGCAGCCAGUUUUGGUUCAGGGGGAGCCUGAGUACGAGGUGGAACACAUUCUGGACUCCAGAUACCGCAGGCGAAAGCUGCAGUAUCUCAUAGACUGGAAGGGGUAUGGACCGGAGGACCGUUCCUGGGAACCAGCAGCCAACGUCCAUGCGCCUGCCUGCCUCCAAGAUUUCCAUGCAGCGUACCCCAGCAAGCCGGGUCCAGACCCUCGAUUGAGGGGGGGGCCUGGGAGGGGGGAUGGUGUGAUGGCCUGGGAAUCCAAUUCAGAGGCUGAACCGCAGGAAUCCCAGCCUGCACAGGAGUCCCCGCCUCCAGCGCCAGCUGAACUGGGGCAGGGCCUUGAUUCUGAAGCGCCUGCACCUGUGCCGGAUCCUCAGGAGCAGGCACCAGGUGAAUCCACUCUGGCUCCGGAGGUGGUUGAGGACUCAGUGCCUACAGGUGAGUCCCCCUGGGUCCAGUAACCCUUCAGCCUCUCCUGAACUGCAGAGGCUCAGGGCAGAGAGGCGAAGGGAACUGGUUUCUCCCAGGAGGAGUGCUUGCCUUAAGGCCAGGAGAGGCGGGUCUCCUGGGGGCCGGGACUGCCCCUGGCCUCAGAGAAGAUAAAGGCCAGUCAGCCCGGUCCCAGGUUGCGGGAGCAACGUCGUUGAAGAGCUGUUUCAGCCAGCAUCCAGUCCUGUUCCCCCAGCGUUCCUGUCCUUGCCCGGCUUCUCGCUGUGGACCCCGCUUCGCCCGAGGAGGACUGUUUGCCGACCCUCAACUCAGGUCCUGGACCUCACCCCACGGUAACCUCCCCCCUGGACCAGCACACUGACUGAGCUCCUCAGUUCAGUUCUGCUCCAGCUUACAAAUAAAGAGCUGCUUUGGAAGAAUCGCUGUGUCGUCUGAUAUGUUCGCCCACAACUUAACACUACCCUCCCUGGGUUAUUAUGAAGAUAAGUGUGUGUGCCACCAAGCUCCCUGAUGAAAAAGUGGGAUGUAAAUGUGACAAUAAUAAUAAUAUUAAAUAAUAAAAUUCAGCCUUCCAACAUCAUCUGUUUAAAAAACAAAACACUGAUGUGGCUUCUAAUUACAUCUUUCGCAUCCCACUAACAACAUUUGGACAUGGCAUUCCCACCCCCAAGGCAAAAACUGAGACAACAACCAGCAGAAGCAGCACAUAUUUACCAGCAACAGCUUCCAAAGAAUGAAAGUUGUCCCCUGUAAAUAAGUACACAGAUGGAAUAUAUGAGAGCUCAUGCUAGUCACAUUAGGCUAGAGAGAGAAAACUGAGUCAUUAUUAGACAGCUCAUUAUAUCUCCCAAUUUUUACACAGCAUCUGUAAUUCUUCUUUCCUGACAACCCCAACAUUAUGUAAUUCUCCAUCUAUGGGGUCACAUUGUUCCCGCUUGUCAUUCCAGCGGAAGACAGGCAGUCUUGAGUCACGCAUAUUGUUUCAGCAAUCCUAUUAUUGUACUCCCAAUUUGCUGCUUUCCACCCACUUCCCAGUUUUGGCGCUGCCAUCAGUUUCUCUAACAAGGUGGAGGCUUGGUUUAGCAGGAGGAUGCAUAAAACCCUACCAACAGAUAGGAAUGGAGGGUUGUGUGUCUUUAUGUACUUAUUUGCAGAAAUACACGUAGAAUUCAUUUUACCUGAGAUGCAGAAAUAAGGGAUCCAACAAACGUACCAUAUGCUGCAUCCAAUCAGCAUUUCACUAGGUCACUAUUUGAAGGAAUUAUUAUUUUUAAUCCACUUUAAAAACAAAUGAUUGAAAAUGCAGAAUCUGGGAGACAAGGGAAUGGUCUGGUGCAUAUCUAUACAGACCAUAAUGUUGGUGAUAGAAAAUGACUACUGUGUGUUCGUUGCCACCCUACAGGUAUUAGUUUCAAAGAGGAUAAAUGUACAGGAAGCUUUUUACAGCCAUUCAGUGAUAAUUUUAUAUCUAAUGCAACAAUAGUUGAAUUAGGGUACUGUCAGGGAACUGACAUCGGAGCUAGAGGCGGAGGGGAGGCUCUCAAAUGAUGCUGGAGAAGGGCCCAGCAGGGAGAGAGGCAGCUCAGCAGAUGGGGAAGCAAAUCAGCGCAACACCAGAGAUAAAGGGGGGCAGAUGGGGAAUCGGCGAGAGGGCUCCAGGACUCUUCACCGGACACCAGCGGGGAGAGCACGGGUCCUCCGCUACCCACGCCCUCCCUGCGCAGAAGGCUUCCGCGCAGGGAGAGUAGGAGGAGACUUGGCGUCAAACAACUUUUAUGUUGGAAAAGGUUUAAGAAAUGCCCACUGACGGAUUCUGCUAGCGACUGAGGCAGCCACGAAGUGAAGGGCUGUCCAGACAGAAAGGUUUAAACAAGGCAACAUAGCCAGGAGAGGCGGCAACUUACGCACGAGCAACCCAUACUCAUUACAGGUACUCCUUUUUGAAAUGAGAUAUCAGCGAUCUCUAGGCCCCUUUUAUAUUUAUUCAAAUAAUCCAAAGGGUAAAAGUGAAUGGAAACCAAUGUUUUAUUUCAGGUGAGAAUCCUUUAUUUUCCCCUUGAUAUUUCUGUAGUCCUCCAAUACCAAAAUUUAGCAUUCAGUCAUAUUUCCUCUUUUUCAUUACAGCCUUCAUAUGCUGAGUUCGAUAUUAGUGGCAAUGUGCUCGGUUUGAUCUUCAACCAAGGAAUGAUCUGGUGAGAUAUUCUUGUCUACUGUAGCCCUUUGCUAGAGAAAAUGCUAAAUUAAAACUUAAGAAAUGCACCAGACUGAGGUCUGCUGUGCAUUUUUGAAGGCCCAACAGAGACUCCAUUUCCUUAGGGUCUUGCGUAAGAGCAGUGUCAAACAAAAACUGAUGAUCUCCUUCUACCGGGCCACAAUAGAAAGUGUCCUUUCAUACUGUAUAACAGUGUGGUAAGCUAGUUUGACAGCCACGGACAGAGGGUGGCGAAUACAGCACAUGACAUAAUGGGUUGUCCUUGGAGUUCGCUAGAUGACAUCGCGGGAGACCGCUACCUCAGGAGAGCGAGGAAAAUUCUUAGGGACGACUCACAUCCUGGCUAACACUUCUUUAAUCUUCUACCUUCGGGCAGGAGAUACAGAAGUAUAGUCAACCGUACCAGCAGGUUAAAGAACAGUUUUUAUCUGUGGGCUGUUGGGCUGCUGAAUGGGGAAAAAAUAGUGGUGUAAUUGACUUCCGACAAGCACACAGAGUGUGAACAAGACUGAGUAUAUGGGUGGGGGGCUCGUUUAAUUUCACUGCACACGGGUGGUGUAGUGACAAUAAAGGUUUUUUUUUAAUUAUUAUUAUUAUGGCUCUUCUAAUCACUCAGAAGUGCAUGCUAGACACAUCACAUUUUGGUAACUUUUACUCAGAACGGUGGUUUUAGAACAAACACCUACCUAUUUAAAAAGGUUCUAGGAUAAUCCCACAGGUCCAUAGGAUGCAGUGUCAACUUACGCAAGCUGAGAAUCCGUCAAAGAACAGGGGCGAGGAAAAACAGCCUGUUCAGUUUGUCACUAAAACAGAAAUGUGGAGCCCAUUAUCAUGGGGUUCAUUUUAUAUAUGAAUGAUGAGCAAGAUCCUACAUUUUUCCAUAUUCUGCAGUCCAGGGAAGGUCCAUAGCUCAUUGAUGGAGCAUCUGCUUUGCAUGCAGAACACCCCAGAUUCAAUCUCCAUUAUCUACAGGCAGGGCUGGAAGAGACCCCCAUCUAAAGCCCACGAGAGCUGCUGCCAGUGACUAGAGAGCUAAACUGAUCAGUGGUCUACAAGGCAGCCUUCCAUCAUCCUAUGUUCCUUGAUACUCACUGAAUACUCCUUCCCUCUUCUCCCCAUUCACGUAUGCUCCUUAAACUUUUUUAGCCUGUGCACCUGAAAUUGAGCAAGUGAUAUAGAUUCUUCUUUCUCAGUCCAGUGGGAGGGAGAGAUGGAUCAUGUGACACGGCUUGGGUGACUUGAGCAGGCUCUGCGCUGCUUUUUCUCCUGCCUCACCCAAGUGAUAGCUCCACUCUCUGUCCUACUUUCUGUUAUUUCAAAAAUGAAAAAGGAGUUCUCAUACCUUGAAUUUAGCUGUUCAAUCUCCCUCUCUCCCCUGCUCAGUCAUGGGACUGGGAAUUACAAAAGAAAAAAGAAGUCAAAAGUCAGGCUUGGCGCAAAGGACAAGAAGGCAAUGUUUUCUUCUCAAAUAAGGAAGAGAGGAGCCAGCCUCAUAAAGAGCCCCUUAUUUUUCUUCAUAUAGGCCCUUUUUUAGAGACCCCAGGGCUUUAGUUUCACAGACCCCCAUGUGCCUGCCCCAGAUAUACCAGUGAAAGUCUGUGGAAUCCUACAAGUCCAGUAAGCCCACUAAACAACCACAUUGCCUCUUGUAAGAGACUAUCUGGGGCAGCUACUCCAUCAAGUUCUCCUUAAAGCCCAGACAAAUUCCACAGCUGGAGGAACUCCUGAACCAGUCUCUGUUUGUUCUCAAGGCAAGGGCAGGUGCAGGGCAACCCAGUCAGAUGGGGAGGGUACAAAUAAUAAAUUAUGAUUAUUAUUAAGCCAGAGGUCCUUCCAGCUCACAGUUAUGCAAUAAUAAUAAUAGCAAUAAUAAUAAUUUAUUUAUAUCCCGCCCUCCCCAGCCGAAGCUGGGCUCAGAGCGGCUAACAACAGUAAAAAUAACACAGUUUACAUAAAAUCACAAUCAAUUAAUUGAAAUACAUUCUAAAAUCAAUUCAGAGUCAAAUUAAUGGCAACAUUGGGCUAGAGUUCUAUGAGGAGUACAGAAGAAGGGGGUCAGACUGUGCCUUGGCCAAAGGCCUGGUGGAGCAGCUCUGUCUUGCAGGUGUUGCAGAAGGAUGUCAAGUCCUGCAGGGCCCUAGUCUCUUGUGACAGAGAGCUCCACCAGAUCGGGGCCACGGCCGAAAAAGCCCUGGCUCUGGUUGAGGCCAGCCUAACCUCCCUGUGGCCCGGGAUCUCCAAGAUGUUUUUAUUUGAAGACCGUAAGGUCCUCCGUGGGACAUACCAGGAGAGGCGGUCCCAUAGGUACGAUCCAAAGGCCACUUGCAGCCCACUUUGUCACUCCAACACCAGGGAGUUCAUUUAGAAACAGACAGGGGUGUGGAAACCUUAUCAGGCUUGGUUCCAUGCCCACACCUUCUAUAAGCUCCUGUUGGUGUUCCAACAUGUCCUCCAUCCAUCCAAAACACAUGGCUACCUUCCUUCAUCUCACCAACCAAGGCAAUUUUAUUGGUGCACAUCCCACCUAGAUGUUUCUCUCAUCCUGGGACAUUGAAUGGGACAUUGGCUACUUACUGUGAAAGUCAGUUCUGGUCCAGCAUGAAGGAGACACCCAGUCCCACUGCAGUAGGUGGCUGCUGAUGUGAUAGAGCUCAAGAUGUCUGGUUCUGCCAUGCUAUCUCAGAGGAGGCUAUCCGUAUGCUGACCUUAUUUUCGCUUCAGCAUCCAACCUUUCUACUGUCUUAUGCACUACAAAGGAACUAAGCUGGAGCCUCUUCUGUCUGCUCAAGUCACCCAAGCUAUCUCACAUUAUUAUCCUGUCUGAUCUGGGUAGUGGGUGGAGACAGCUCAUCUGGAUGUAUCCCUAAUGCUGAAACCGAAGGGACUGUCAUAAUAAGUAGCUAUGGUUCCAUUUUGCAAGCCAGGCAGGGGAAAGCUCUAUUUUUAAAGAGUUUGCUUUGUAGUACGAUCACAUUGUUGUCGCUAACUACUUCCUUCCUGGCAGAACUUGCUCUGAGUCCAUCCUUAAUACCAGGCUCCUAUGCUCUUCUAUAGUUCGCUGUUUCUGAAGUGGAUGCAGCUAAAGCCUUCCUGAAAAGCUUUCUAUAUUUCUCUCUUUUCUUCCUUCCUUACAGGAUGGGAUCCUUUUAUGCACCAGGACUAGUUGGCAUAAAUGUGCUACGUCUAUUAACCUCCAUGUAUUACCAGAGCUGGGCUGUUAUGAGUAGCAAUGUUCCCCAUGAGCGCGUGUUCAAGGCCUCCAAAUCCAAUAAUUUUUAUAUGGGGCUCUUGCUGUUGAUCCUGUUCCUAAGCCUAUUGCCGGUUGCCUACACCAUAAUGUCCCUGCCUCCCUCCUUCGACUGUGGACCAUUCAGGUAUUGGGGGAUCCUGGUGGAGAACACCUCCUUAGCAUGAGACCAGACUCCUGCUCAUUUGUCCUACCAUGCACACUAGACCCGAUCCUAUGCACAUUUACUGCUGUGUUUAAUGGGCCUUAUUUCCAUGGAAGAACAUACAUAAUAAAGAAUUUCUCUUAAUCUUCAGGGUGACGGCCAACAAUGCCGUGCUGCUUCCACAAUGGGGCUUUCCUUGUCCUCCUCUCCCCUGCGGCAUGCCUGCUUCCUAAAUCUUCUCCAGACCUUUGCAGACCCUCUGGAGCAGACCUUGCGUGUGUGCAGUGGACUACAGAGGGGAGUCCUAUCAAAUGUGCUGGUGCAAUGUUAGCUAUUGCCCUAGAUUUUCUUAUCAGCCCCAUAACUGCAUAUUUAAUAGGUAGAGGAACGUCAAUUGUUGUGUAACUUUAAAGAGUUUUAAAGAAAGUGUACUCUGUUACUCCAACUACUGCUAGCUCAUUGGACACUUGCUGUCUCUCCUGACUUUCUUGACCAGUGUUUUCUUUCUUUCCUUUCCCUGCUUUACCUCUAUGAAAAGAGAUGAGCUGUUGAAGAGUAGGACAGCAUCCAGGGUGAGCAAUUGACAUAUUCAAGGAGAAGCCAUGGACAGUGAGCAGUCUGGUGUUCCCUAGGAGUCUUGAUAUUCCCUUGUCGCAGAGGGAACAGCCCUAUGGGGAACUAUAUAAUAUACGCUCCAACAUUUCUCCAAUGAAAAUAGGGGCAUCCCAUUCCAUAAUGAUAAUUUUACUAUUUAUACCCCACAGAUCUGACUGGGUUGCCCCAGCCACUCUGGGCAGCUUCCAACAUAUAUGAAAACAUAAUAAAACAUUAAACAUUAGGAAAACUUCCCUAUACAGGAUUGCCUUCAGAUGGCUCAGCAGUCAGAUAUCUCCAAACCCUCCAACUUUUCUCCAGUGAAAAUAGGGACAUCCUAUGGGAAAGUGGAAUAUUCCGGGAUGAAAUCAGAAACUGGGACCAGCUUCUCUAAAUCAGGGAUGUCCCUGGAAAAUAGGGACACUUGGAGGGUCUGUAUAUAAGACUGUGCACUUAACCUGGAAGAUGGAAAUGUAAUGGAUCAAUACAUAGACUAAAACUCAAAGUACCAGAGAAGUCAGACAAGCUUCAGAAAUAAAGCCCUGCUUUCCAAAGCAACUUUUUCCAUCGCCUCCCCAUCCAAAAUCUGCAAUGUAAUAUGACCGUAGAUGGUAAAAGUAAAACAGAAACUGACUUCUUCAGAAUAUGCUCCACUAUCACUGUAUUAAUAAGCAUUUCUUACUGCCAUUCUGCAUCAGCUUUACACAAAUUGCUCCUCAGACUGGAUUAACAUGUCAAUGAGCCCUAAUUUGAUUUAGUAACUGUUUCUCGCUGCACUGCUGGCUCUGACUCAGCGUGGAGCCAGUUCAGAACAAAUUGUUCCUUUUGCUCCACUGUCCGGACCAUUCUUUUGUUAAUAAGCGGUGUCAGUAGCAAUCUCUUCUCAGACUUUUGAGGGAAGAAAGAACGUACACAGUUUCUUUAGAUUAUUUUAGACAAGUCUCUUUGCAUGUAGCUGUUCUACCCUUUAAGACUGCAUCACAGCACACUGGUCUGUGGGCCACUUGACCUUGCACAUAUGAAGAAUAUGGUACUGUAUAAUGUCUGCUAUCCUGAAGUAACUAGAUGCCCUCGUUAAAUCCCAGCUGGUAAAUAACCUACCACACUCUUGAUAGCUGUGAAAUGGUUUAGGUUGAUAAAAAGACAUUCUUGAUCCAGCUCCUGCUGAACAUAACACAGUGUACAAAAGUUUCCAAAGAUGAGGAUUGCUUGUCAUGUUCCCUUUAGAAAAGAAAAUUGAAUGCUGCCCCCCCUAAGUCUUUGUAAGUGGACUUUUCACUACCUUUUAUGUAACUGAAAACAAAUUUCAAUUAAAUAUUAUGUUUGGGAAAAAGACAAAAUGGAUGCAUGCACCUGCGUCUUGACAUACUCAAAAAGAACUACACAAUCUUGGAAUUUCUCUGAAUGGUGCAUUUCUGAAAGAAGUUGAUAAUGGCCUCUAAUGAGUACUGCAAACUGUCAUUUAUAUGUACCUGUUUACCAUUCCAGUGGGAAAAAGAAAAUGUACGAUGUAAUCCAAGAGACCAUCCAACACGAUUUCCCACCCUUUGUGGCCAAGAUCUUCGGUUAUGUGGCAAAUCCAGGACUAAUUAUACCCGCCAUUCUACUUAUGAUGUAAGUUGUUCCAAUAGCCUGGGGACCUGAGAGCGAAGAAGAGUUUUAUUUUAGCAAGAGGUAUCCUUAGGUUAUUGGUUUAAAAUUUGCUAGGAUUUAAAAUGCCGUGCUGUGCGUGUAGCCUGAAAUCAAACCAACCAUUAAUGGAUUAUGCAGAAUCUGUCAAAAAUGUCUUCUCACCCUAAUUCAUCUCCACUCCUUAUAUCCAUAAUACAGAUUAUUUUUCCACCGCAGCAAAAACAACAAUACUUUUUUGUAAGCCACUUUGAUAUUUUUAAUGAUAUGCUUAUAUAUAGUUUAUAAAUAUUCUGUUUUAACCUUUAAACGCCUGCUGAAAACUUUUCUAUGCUGCCAAACCUAUCCAGGCAAUUAAGACAAUGUCUUUCUUUAACAGUUGAUGGUCUCUGAUUUUAAAGUUUUCUGUGGUUUUUAUUAUAUAUAGAUUCUCGUAAACUGCUUUGAUAUUUUUUGCUAGAGUUGUAAAAGAAAGAGGUUUUUUUGUUAAUAACUGAUAGGAAAUGUGGAUAUUAACAAAAACACUCAUGAAAGUGUUUAACUGAUAUUGUAUUUCUUAGAUCAGUAUUGAGAGAAUGCAUGAAUUAGGCAAUGUGUUUCGGUCUCCCAAAUAAUUAAACCUGCCUCUUUUGUCUAAUUUUAAGCCAUUGUAAGGUGUCACAGAAGUUUAACUGAUAUUUGAUUUUGUAGCCUUGCUAUAUAUUACCUAAAUGCUGUGGCUGAAGCUUAUCAACAUGCCAAUGCGGAGCUGAAGAAGAAAAUGCAAAUGGUAUGUUUGUAUUUUAUCAAAUUAACUUACAAAUGAAAACACCACAGGUGUUUUGGUCCAUUGUUGAACUACAUGGUUCAAAAAUCCAUGUGCCAGUUCAUGUGCUGAUUGCUACAUUCCUAGCAUUCCUUAAGUACAUAUUAGCUCAUCCUGAAUUACCUGCUCCUUCUUUAUAUAUUAAAACCACAUAAUAAAUUCUCAUAUUCCCAACUUUUUAAGAUGCACUUAACACUGAUAUAAAAAAUGCUACAACAUUUUUAUAAUAUGAAAUAUACCCGUGUGCAGCUCUAUCUAGGGGCAAGCAUUUGAAAAUAUAUGAUGUAUCCAGCCCCCCAGCCCCACUCCACUGGCAUAAAUACACUCUCCAAAUGAAUGUCUCACCCCACCUGAAGAACUCCAUUCUGAGAGUACACAGAGGCUUUGUGGUUUUUUAGAAAACAAACAAACCAGGAGACUUCCGGGGAGGUGCCUCCGGUAAUGGCGGAAUUCCUCUGACCGGGAGGAAUCUGCUCCGUGGGAAUCUGGGUCUGGCCGCCACGGCGAAGGUGGAGACCCGUUAAAAUCAUAGGCGGGAGAAGCCUGUGAGUGUGGGAUUCGGCGGGCACCUUUUGCGCCUCCCCCACUCGCGGAGAACCCCAGUUUUUGGGGCUCCGGAGCGACGUGGGGUGAGCGGCGCGAUGCAUCGAAUCAUUUGCUUCUUCCACGGAGUGAAGCCGCAUAGCUGUUGCCGGAGAGCGCUGCCCUUUCCUGUGGACAAUUUGACUUUAAAGUAAUUACCCGUGAGUAGAACUGAAGCGGAAGAAUUGGAUUUCUAAAUGUUUAAUUUGGUACCGUAACGGGGAGGUUCAAAACAGGAAGUCCGCCUUCCCCUUUUGUAAAUAGACUGAGGCAAUGAAGUUGCAAGCUGGAGUCCUGGAAAGCCUUUUGUAAAAGAUUAAAUUUCCAUCGGUAAAGAACAUUAAACCCCCUCUUGGAGGCAGGAGAAGAGAGGGGGAAGUUGCGGAUUGAGUAUGCCUGCGGGAGAGAGCGAAGAGAUUUAAAACACCGCCGCUCUGACCCUGGAAACGGGCUGCUAGCAGGACUGACGUCUUUCGGAAUGUUCAUUGACAGCGUUUAGAACGUUCAUUGACAGCUAGUUAAACAAGAGAAAUACAUUGUUUCUACUAUCUCCGGCUGCUUUAAAAAGGAGUAAAAGUGACACUUCCGGGUUGGCGCCAUCGCCGAAUGGCGGACUCCCUCCGAGCUCCGGAGGGAGUCUGCUCGGCAGGGGCUGGGUCCUACCGCGCCGGCGACGCGGGGACCCUUAAAAACCACGGGCACGGAGUCCGUGGACAGGGGUGACUCGGCUUGCACCAUUAGCGCCCUCGCGGCUCGGGAAGGAGCCUUUUUAAAGGCUUCGGAUCGGAGUGCCGGGGAGCGGCGUGGUGCUGAGUCCUCUGCUUUCCCUGCCGAGCGCAGCCGCAUGCCAUUCGACGGAGAGCGCUGACUUCUUCCAUUGAAAAUUUGGACUAUUAACAACAACCCGUGAGUAAUUGGGAAACCGGGUUCAAAAUUUCGGUUUGGCACGAGCGGGGCGAUUUAAAAGGAAGUCAAUCCCCCCCCCUACUGUAAGCAUUCCAAAACAAGGACUGGGUAACCAAGGUCCAAAGGGAAGUAUAUUCUUGAUAAAAACCAUUAAUUUCACGAUGGGAAAUUAUAAGAACUGUGCUGGAGGAGAAGAGUGGAGGGUGAGAAGAAAAAUGCAUCCCCCCUGGGAACCGGGGCGGUUCGUGGAGCCUGGUGAAGAGAGACGGAGACUUUGACAGCUGUCAAAGUGGCUGUCAAAGUUGGAGAAUAUAAAGAGGACUUUGUUAUGAGGACUUUGCCGGUUAAUUUUGCUACAAUUUGCUACAAUAUGGAUAUAAACUGUUGGAAAAUAAGCAACAAUUUGACUUUUGGAUUAGAGGAUACAAAGUUAUUACAAUCCCCCUAGAGGGGUUUCGGGAUAUUACAAGAACGGUCGUAAGUGGAAAAAUACUCUGGGAUUCGCACAGGACUUGUUAUCUUUUGGGAAAGCUGCAAAACUGAAAUAGUAUUUUGUCUACAGAGGUAUUUACAUUAAAGGAGACAAUAGAAUUUUCUAUUGAAGAAAGGAAGGGACUCGACGUAAGUAUUUGUUCCUGAAUAACAAACCUCUGCAGAGAUACCAGAUUUCUGAAUUAGAAAGUUUUAGCAGCUGAACAGGACAAGAAACCUGAGAAAGUGAGGAAAAGAAGACCAAAGGACUGAUUACGACACGGAAAGAACAACGGGAGGAGUGGUAAAGAUCAAGGAAAUUAAAGGCCUUUGUUAGAUUGGACACUUGAAGUUACAUAUUAUUAAUAAAUUAAAAGAAAACCGGCAAGAUGGAAUCGGGGAGAAAUUUGGUCAUGAAUUGAGACUUCCAAGCUGAUAAUGCAUAGACUGAUGGAUAUGAGGAAUUCAAACCGGGGAAGGGGAGAUUUGAAAUCCAAAGGCUGUGUAACCAUCUUUUGAAUUUUUCUAUAUCUUUUAUUUUUAUUUUUACAUAACUUACGCAUGUCAUUUUAUUUUGAUUGGACGUGUUUAAAAAAGGGAAUUCGUGGAAGGAACUGGGGUGGAUCUUGGGGAAAAUCUUUUUUCUUUUCUUGUUAAUGAUGUGGGACGGUGGUAAGAUUUGUACAAUUCAAUUUGGAUAGUGGGUUAAACAAAUUAAGCUUCAAAUUGGGAGUGAGAGCUUGUAGAACUAAAUUAAGGAAAGGGAAUACAGUCGGGGGAGGGGAGUCCCAGAAAGUAGGCAAUGAAAGUAAGGUUCUUAAAUAUCUCUUUUUCUUUUUUUUCUUUGUAUUUUUAUAUUUUUGGAAACUUUAAUAAAUAUGAUUUAAAAAAAAAAAAUAAAAAGGAGUAAAAGUAACUGAAAAUUGAAACUAAUUUGAAACUAAUUUUGGAUUGUUUAAAAGAGGAUACUAUUGACUAUUACAAAUAGAAACUGUUUCCCCCUAGUGGAAGCCUUUGAAACCGGUUGCUCUACAAGAGCUGGGCUAGGGGAAUUUCCAGCUGCAAGUUAAAAACCGUGAGACUCUGGGACUGACCUUGAAUCUUUUAAGUGUUAUGGUAAAUGGAAGAGGAAAAACAGACCAGUCAACUGCUGACAAAACAUUAAGGUCUGGGAGGACUUGGCAACAAUCCAGGAGAGGUCCAUCAUCAGGCCCCCCUGCUCCUUCUGUUGCUGCCUUUGUACCAGUAUAUUUAAAACCAAGAGGAAUGUCAAAACUUCCGGAGGUGGCGCCAACGGUAAUGGCGGAUUCCCUCUGAUUCGGAGGGAACCCGCUCCACAGAAAUAGGGUCGGAUACCACUUUGGCGCAGCGGGGACCCCUGAAACCACAGGCGGGUGAAGCCUGUGACCCUGGGACUCGGCGGGCACUGUCUGCGCCCCCCCAAUCUGCAAAGGAACCCGGCAACGGGCUCCGGAACAGAGCGGGGAAGUGGCGCUGUGCUGUGAGUCGUCUGCUUCUUCUGUGGAGUGAAGCCGCGUAGCUGUUGCCGGAGAGCACUGCCUUUCUUCCUUGACAAUUUGGCUUCGAAAAUAACGAUCCGUGAGUAGGAUUACUACGUAAUUAAAGGAACUGUACAAAAAUUGAAAGUAAUUGGCCGAAGCGGAGAGGUAUAAAAGGGAAGUCUGCCUCCCGCUCUUGUAGAUAGAACAAAGCAUUGAACUUGAAAGCGGAAGCUUUAAAAGAUGCGUUAAAGGAUUACAAUCCGAUCAUCUAACCGGGAUUUUCCCCCCCCCUCAAUUUGGGGGAAGAGGGGGGGGAAGCUUUGAACGCUAUUUCCCCAAGAAGAGGUGAGAAAGAGGAGAUAAAAACCACCGCUCAAACCCCCCUGGAACGGGUUCCCAGUAACAGCAAAAAGCCUAAGAGAAUGUACUGUCUUUGAAAGUAUUUUGACAGCUAGCCCUGCAUCUGAAAUACAAUUUGGAUACAAUAUUGCUGACAGGUAUCUCCUGGUCCUAAAGUAACUGUUUAAGAUAGACUGUUAUCUUUCUGGUGAAUUGGGGGACUUAAGGGAGAAAUAAACUACUUUAAGAACUUUAUGACUGUUACAGUGUCCCCCUAGUGGAACUUGGAAUUAGCUACAAUUGCAGCUGGCCUGAGGAAAUUUCUCACACUGUUUUCCUGGAACUUUCCAUUUCAAAACAACUUUGACUCUGACUGUGUGAUUGACCUUGAGUUUUAGCUGGAGGGGUAUGGCAGAUGGGAAAGAGAAGUUAGAUUCGUUACAGGCAACAAGGUCUGGCAGAUUAUAUCGCACAGACGGUGGAUUGCAAAGGAGAGCCUCGACAUCUGGCCCCUCUGGAGUCCCAACAGCAACCUCAUCAGCACAACCUAAAACUAAAGGUAUGGCAAGUGACAAUGCCCUUGCUCAGGUACUGGCUAAAAUUAAUGAAUCUUUGGAUAGAAUAAGUAAACAAGUAGCAGAGGCAUCGGAUAAGAUUGAUCAAAAUACGAUAAGUAUUACCGUAUUUUUCGCUCCAUAGGACGCACUUUUUCCCCUCCAAAAAUGAAGGGGAAAUGUGUGUGCGUCCUAUGGAGCGAAUGCAGGAUUUCGCUGAAGCCUGGAGAGCGAGAGGCAUCGGUGCGCACCGAUGCCUCUCGCUCUCCAGGCUUCAGGAAGCUAUCCGCAAGCCUUGCAAGCCCGGUGGGAGUUCCCGCGGGCUCACAAGGCUUGCAGGCAGCAGCCUGCAGCCUGCAGCCCGGCGAGUGUCCGCAGGCCUUGCGCGCCCGGCAGGAGGUCCCGCCGGCGCGCGAGGCUUGGGGCAGCAGCCUGUCGCCCGAGCACGGGAGCCCUCCGGAGGGCUCCCCGUGCUUCGGGCAGUGUCUGCAAGCCUUGUGCGCCCGGCAGGAGGCCCCGCCCAGCGCGCAAGGCUUGGGGCAGCAGCCUGUCGCCCGAAGCACGGGGAGCCCUCCGGAGGGCUCCCCGUGCGUCGGGGGAGGGUCGGCAAGCCUUGCGCGCCCGGCCCGAGGCCCCCCCCAGCGCGCAAGGCUUGGGGCGGCAGCUUGUCGCCCGAAGCACGGGAGCCCUCCGGAGGGCUCCCCGUGCUCGGCGAGUGUCUGCAAGCCUUGCGCGCCCGGCAGGAGGUCCCGCCCAGCGCGCAAGGCUUGGGGCUGCAGCUUGUCGCCCGAGCACGGGGAGCCCUCCGGAGGGCUCCCGUGCUCGGGCGAGUGUCUGCAAGCCUUGCGCGCCCGGCGGGAGGUCCCGCCCAGUGCGCAAGGCUUGGGGCUGCAGCUGUCGCCCGAGCACGGGAGCCCUCCGGAGGGCUCCCGUGCUUCGGGCGAGUGUCUGCAAGCCUUGCGCGCCCGGCGGGAGGUCCCGCCCAGCGCGCAAGGCUUGGGGCUGCAGCUUGUCGCCUGAAGCACGGGAGCCCUCCGGAGGGCUCCCGUGCUCGGGCGAGUGUCUGCAAGCCUCGCGCGCCCGGUGGGAGGUCCCGCCCAGCGCGCAAGGCUUGGGGCUGCAGCCUGUCGCCCGAAGCACGGGGAGCCCUCCGGAGGGCUCCCCGUGCUUUAGGCGAGUGUCUGCAAGCCGCGCGCGCGAGGCUUGGGGCGGUAGCCUGCAGCCCGAAGCACGUGAGGCUUGGGGCGGCAGCCGCGGCGGGGGGGGGGAAUAAUUUUUUUUAUUCAUUCCCCCCCCCCCAAAAAACGAGGUGCGUCCUAUGGACCGGUGCGUCCUAUAGAACGAAAAAUACGGUAACCAAAAUACAGCAAGUAUUAAUAAUUUGGGACAGAAAGUAAAUACUAAUACAGAAACUAUUCAGAAAUUAUUACAGGAAUCUAUCUCGACACGUGAAAUUGCCGAGGAGGCUAAAGAAAUUGCUACAGCUACUGUUGCAGAGGUUAAAGAGAAGAUACCACCGUUACAUAAACAACUUGAAGACCAUAAAUCAAUCGUGUCUAUGAUCGAGUUGAAGGAGAAACAAGUGAACUUAAGGGUCAGAGCUGUACCUGAAGUGGAGAAAGACAACUUAGUUGAAUUUCUUACGCAGGAAUUCCUAGAUUUUUGGAAUCCAGACUUGGGGAAAGACAGUUUUAAAAUGGUGAAUGCUUUUAGACUUGGAAAAGGAGGGGGAAAGAAGGUGAGAGAUUGUUUGAUCACUCUCCGAACAAAAGAAGAGAGAGACAAGAUUUUGAGUUUGCAUUUCCAGAAGACACUGGAAAUACAACAGUCAAAAGUGGAGAUAUUCAAAGAUAUUCCGAAACACCUUCUGGAUCUCAGGUCUAACUACAAAGAUCUGGUUAACUUGUUGAGAAGUAAUGGAAUUAACUUUAGGUGGGAAUUUCCUCAAGGCCUAUCCUUUAGUUACAAAGGAAAGAAGAGAAAAAUAAGAUCGGAAGACGACAAAGACAAAUUUUGGAAAGACCACGGAGAAGACCUACAGAAGAAAGUUACAGGAGAGUUAAGUGCAAUUGUAAGAGAAACUUUAGACACACCAGGACUAUCUCUGGAACUAAAAGACCGCCUGAAAAACGUGAUACCACCGACGGAACAGGAACAGGCACUGGGUGCUGUUGGAGGAGAACCAAAAUAAUUACAUCAUGGCCCUGCAACUACUAAGUUGGAAUUGUAAUGGUCUCAAUUCCCCUCAGAAAAGGAAAUCUGUGUUUCAUUUAUUAAAAAAGGAACAAUUGGACUUGAUUUGUUUACAAGAAACACAUAUAACAAGAUUACACAGGAAAUUUCUGAUAAAUAAAAGACUUGGUCAGGAGUUUAUUUCAUCGGACAAAGUUAAAAAAGAGGGGUUGUGAUUUAUGCAAAGGACAGAUUAUCACCGAAAUUUAUUUUUAAAGAUGACCAAGGAAGAUUUGUGGCAAUUGAAAUUCAAACACAAGGAGAAAAAUUUUUGAUAGUAGGAAUUUACGCACCAAAUGAAGGGAAAUCUGAUUUUUUUAAGAAGCUGCAUGAGACUUUGAUGGACUAUUUGGAUUAUAACAUGAUUUUGAUGGGAGACAUGAAUGGAGUGGUAUCUACACAUAUGGACAAGGCACAAAGACAGGUAGUCACUAAGGAUGGUAGACUACCGAAAACCUUUUUUGAGAUGACAGACAACUUGGAUUUAGUUGAUAUCUGGAGAACAAGAAACCCCAUGGCUAAAGAGGGAACCUUCUUUUCUGAAGCCAAAAUGACAUGGACAAGAAUUGACCAAAUAUGGGUAACUAGAGGAAUGGCACCAAAGACAAGAAAGGUGGAAAUCUGCCCGAAAACUUGCUCCGACCAUAACGCUGUUAAGAUGGAAAUGAAACUAACACCAACUGGCUCCUUCAGAUGGAGGAUGAAUGACACCUUAUUUAGAGAUGAAGAAGUGUUAAAGAAGGCCCAAAAAACCUUGAGAGAUUAUUUUGAGAUAAAUAUGAAUACCAACGUGGAAAAAAGAGUAAUCUGGGACGCAAGUAAAGCGGUUAUGAGAGGGUUUCUGAUACAACAGAAUGCAGUAAAGAAGAGAAUUCAAAAUGAGAAGAAGGAUAAAAUAUUGGAGAAAAUAAAGGAAAGUGAAAAAAGAUUGAGAACAAAUCCAAAAUCUCAAGAGAUUCUGAGAGAAUUAAAGCUACACCAAGUACAAUAUAUGAAAAUGAUGAAUCAGGAAAUAGAAUGGAAAAUUAAACAAAUGAGACAAAAGACAUUUGAGUCGGCUAACAAAUGUGGGAAAUUGUUGGCUUGGCAAAUGAAAAAAAGACAAAAAAUAAAUACAGUUACUGUCAGAGCUGGCUCCAGGUCCCAGCUCACAGAGGACCAACGCUAGCCGGCAGUAAUGUACAAAAGUCUUUAUUGAAGUACAGUUUCCAUUUUCAAGCCGGAGCGCCCCAGCUCUACGUCUAGGGGUUAGAUCGGCGAAGCUCCAUCUGAGUCUCCGCCCCUGUACACCAGUUUAAGAUUCUAGCCUUACUCCACCUCUUACGUCUCUCCUUUCUCCUCUGGGUCCUGCUACCCCCCGGGGUCCCUUCCUUCCUGGAUUCUUCGGACGUUGACCCGCUGACUCCUCCCCCUCUUUUCGGCGGGCUUUGGGACCUGGCUCCCUAUCCGGGCUGCCAACUGCGCCGCCCUCCUGUACAUUUGAACUUGGCGCGCGCACCCAGCCUUCAACCUUCCUCUCGACCGUUUCCUCGCUCCCCGAUGGAGGCGUGGCCAAUCCUGACUCAUGUCCUCCCACUGGCAGUGCGCCGCCUGAUCCCGAUGCCUGGGACUCCUCCCCCCUUCUGCACUCUGGUGUGGACGCUGGUCCUGAUUUCCAACUGCUGCUCUCUGAGUCCCCUCUGGCCCCUUCUUCCUGGGGUGUCCCCUCGGCACCCCCUUGCUCUGACCAAGGGAGCCCCUUUCUGUGAAUCUUCCGAUUCGCUGGAAAGACUCAGAGACCUCGGACCGCUGUCAUCGCUAACAUUUCCUUCGGACUCCUCCCCUCGCUCUCUAUUUCCUCCCUUUCCUGUGCCUCUGCUCCUGAACCCCUGACAUCCAUCCCCCUCGAAGCCCCCCUUCCCCCUCCCCUCCUUCAGGUGUGGGUACUGGGUGCUCCGUCGUUGUGGGGGUGAGUGCCGGAUACAGUUCGUCCCCGUGGCGUGCAUCCAGCCGGAUAAGUCCGGCUCGUCCUCCGUGCUCUCGCCGACCUCAAUUUCCUCUGCUUCCAUCUCUUUGCCGCCGUGCUCGAACCCAAGGUCCUCCCCCAACACGUCCAUGUCCGUCUCUCCCCGGUCUCCUCCGGGGACGUUGCCUGCCAAGGACCCCCCAACCACUUCCUGCGCCACUGCUCCUCUGGUUGAUUGUCCCACCAAUAGGAACGGUCUGAGGCAGACCCCGAGGGUGAUCCCUCCGGGGAACGUGCUUCUAGUGCCGGUUCCUCGUCCGAGGUGAACCCCUGGAAUGUGCUAGCUGAAAAUGUGGGUGUGAAAAGCCAGUCGUCGAAAUACUCGGCUGGCAUGGGCCUGUGUGGGAAAAGUGCAUGGAACUCGUCCUUGAGCCAAGAUUCCUCCAGAGCAUAAUCUGGCACCCAACUGUUGGCGCUAGCCGGGGUACCUUCCUUGGCGAGGAGGUAUUCCACUCCCUCCUCCCCCCAUCUCGAGUCUAAAAUCUCUGUGACUUCGUUGACGGGUUCCCGCCUUGGCGACCCCCCCCCCUUGUGGGCGUUUCCCUGAACGGGUCUGGUGCCGUUCCUGGCUCCUGAAAUCUAUGAGGUGCUUUGUAGGGCGUGAGCACUGAUCUAUGGAAAACUGGGUGCAUUCUGGAUCCCUCCGGCAGUGUCAACCGGAAGGCCACUGGAUUGACCUGUGCCUCGACUUGGUAGGGUCCUAGCUGCUUAUGCCCUAGCUUCUUCUUCGCUAACGAUCUGGCCGGCACUGCCUGGGCUGCUAACCAAACCCAGUCUCCCACCUGUAUGUCUUCCCCAACCCUUCUGUGCUUGUCAGCCUGCAGUUUGUAUGCGUGCUUUGCUAGUUCUAACUGCCUCCGAAGCUGUUCGUGAACCUCCUGCAACUCUGAUGCUAAGGCUUCCGCUGCCUGUGGCUCCCCUCCCCUGCUCUCGCUAAUCCCGGGAAGGUUCUGGGAUGCCUCCCGUUGUUGGCGAAGAACGGUGUCACCCCCGUGGACACGUGCUUCGUGUUGUUGUAGGCGAACUCAGCGAGCGGCAGGUAGUCCACCCAUGUUGCCGGCUGCUGAUUUGCGUAGCAUCGCAGGUACUGCUGCAUGAUGGCGUUGACUCGCUCCGCUUGUCCGUUCGUCUGCGGGUGUCUCGCCGACGCUAGGUUGAUCUUGACGUUCAGGAAACCCAUCAGCUUCUGCCAGAAGUUCGAGAUGAACUGUCGCCCCGGGUCGGACAGGAUAGACCGUGGCAGACCGUGAACCCUGAACACGUGGUCUAUGAACAGUUUGGCGGUCUGUUCCGCCGUGGCCACCUUCGCGCACGGAAUGAAGUGGGCCAUUUUGGUGAACAUGUCCACCACCACUAGCACUGCCGUCUUGCCCCUCGAGCUGGGUAGAUCCGUGACAAAGUCCAGGGCCACCCUCUCCCACGGUUCGAUCGGUGUCUGCAGCGGUUCGAGCAGUCCCGCCGGCGGUUUGUGCACUGACUUGGCCCUUUGGCAGGUGUCGCACCUCGAGACGUAAUCCGCGACUUCCCCCGCAUCUUGGGCCACCAAAAAUCUCUGGCUACUAAUUCUACCGUCUUCUCUUUGCCAAAGUGCCCGGCGGUGGGUGCGUCGUGCAACUGCUGCAGUACUUUCGCGCGGAGGUCGUCUCCCGGUACGUAGAGGGCCCCUCUGCGGAUGAGCAAUCCGUCGCGUAUCUGGAACUCGUCGUCCUCCGCCGUGCCCCUUUGCACCUCUGCCAUCUUUGCUUGCGCGAAGGGGUCCUCCUGCAGUGCUCGACGUACAGCAUCCAGGUCCACGGUUGCUGAAGCGCACGCCCACGCUUUCGGUGCGAAAAUGUGCUUGGCCGCUGCGGGUGCCGCCUCCUCGAGGUAUUGCGGCUUUCUGGACAGUGCAUCCGCCAUGAUGUUGUUGUCGCCUGGGAUGUACUCUAUCCUGAAGUCGAAAUCCGCAAAGAACUCCGCCCAUCGUAUGUGCCUCUGGUUCAGGAACCUUGCCGUGCGCCAGUACUCCAGGUUUUUAUGGUCCGUGCGGACCUGCACUGUGUGUUUGGCUCCAAUGAGGAAGUGCCGCCACGCCUUGAAUGCUGCAUGAAUGGCCAGCAACUCCCUGUCCCAGAUGGUGUAGUUCUGCUCUGACUUGCUGAGCUUCCUGGAGUAGAAGGCACACGGUCUCCAGUCCCCAUGCGGGUCUUGCUGCAACAGUACUGCUCCCACGGCUCUGUCUGAGGCGUCCGUUUCAACCCUCAUCGGUCUGCUGGGAUUCACAUGCAGUAGCUGCUCUUCGGACGAGAAGAGACGCUUGAGUUUCUGAAAGGACUGCUCCGCUUGCUCCGUCCAGAUGAACUUCUUCUUCUUGGAGCUGAGCGUGUCGGUAAUGGCCGCCGUCUGCAUCGCGAACCCCUUGAUGAACUUGCGGUAAAAGUUGGCGAAACCGACAAACCGCUGGACCUCCUUCCGAUUGCGCGGGCUCUUCCAGUCCAACACUGAGCGAACCUUGGCGCUGUCCAUGGCGAGCCCCUUGUCCGACAACUUGUAGCCCAGGAAAUCUACCUCCUUCAUGUCGAACUGGCACUUCUCCAGCUUGGCGUACAGCCUGUGCUCCUGCAGUCUCUGCAGAACUUCCUUGACGUCUCCCUCGUGGGUCUCCUCUGAUUCUGAAAAUAUCAGGAUGUCGUCCAGGAAGCAGACGCAUUUCUUGUAGAGGAGACCCGCCAAUACGUGAUGCAUGAAGGCUUGAAAACAGUGGGAGCCAUUUUGUAAUCCAAAGGGCAUAACUCUGUAUUCAUAGGUGCCCAGGGGCGUGAACAUGGCAGUCUUCCAUUCGUCGCCCUCCCGUAUGCGAAUCAGGUUGUACGCCCUCGCAGAUCCAACUUUGUGAAAACGCGUCCUUUCCUCACCGUUGCGAGCAGGUCAUCUAUCUUGGGCAUGGGAAAGGCUGUGGGCUUGGUUUUCGAGUUCAAAAUUCUAUAGUCCACCACAAGCCUUUUUUGGGGCGUGUCCUUCUUCUUCACAAAGAAUACAGGACUGCCCCCCACUGCCUUCGACUCCCGGAUGAAACCGCGCUUCAAGUUGAGGUCUAUGAACUCCCUGAGUUCCUGCAGCUCGUCUUCAGACAUGGAAUACAGUUUCCCGGUCGGCAGCGUCGCCCUGGCAGGAGGUCAAUCUUGCAGUCAUAAGACCUGUGGGGAGGUAGCUUGUCCGCUUCCUUCUCGCAGAAAACCUCCAAAAACGCUGCGUACUUGAGUGGCACUGCUUGCAGCGUGCCUAAUUGUAGCUGCGGGUCAUCCUCUUCCCCUUCCGGGCUAGGCAGAAUGCAAUGUUCCGCACAGUAUGAGGAGCCGAAGGUCAGUUGUCGCUGGUACCACGCCAAUGCUGGGCUGUGCCUGUGCAGCCAACUCAUGCCUAAUACUAUAGGCGUGUCCGACAGUUGGGUGACAUUGAAGCUGAUGACUUCUCGGUGAUUCCCAAUUUGCAUCACCAUCGGAGGCGUUUGCUGCACCACCUGCCCCCAGCAAUUCCCUGCCAUCCACCGUGACAACUUUCAGAGGCAGCGUGGCUGGCAGGAGUGCUAUGUUGUGCUCUUGAAGGAAAUCCAGUCCUAUGAAGUCUGCGUUACUACCAGAGUCAAUGGUAAUCGGCACUUCCAUAGUGAGUCCAUUGGGUAGUUGGAGCGAUGCUGUGAGCUGCACCACUGGUUUGGGCGGGAGGGGGUCUGUGGGCUGCAAAAUCUCUGGGGACGGCUUCAUUGACUUGUCUGGUUGGGCCCCAGUGCCUCUUCCUCCAACCAGACUCUGUCGUUUCCCUGCUGUGGUUCUCUCUGCUGAGUUGCUUCUGUUACUGUUGCUGAGGCUGCAGUGUGCUUGUGGAGCCUCUGGGGACACUCUUUCGCCAUGUGCUGAGCACUGUCGCAGAUGUAGCACUUCCUGUUCCCUCUAGGAGGCUUCGCUUUGACUGCUCCCGGUGUUAAGGCUCUGGUAGCUGACUGAGCCCUGGCGCCUCCAAUCUCCAUCGGUUGCUCUCCCCCCUCCUUGCGGAGGUGGGGAUUGCACACGCGCUGUAUCCUUGGGAAAGAGGGGAGGUGCUCUCACUGGCGUACGUCCCCAACGUCCUUCUUCUCUGUUCCAUGGACGUUCUUCCAGACGCACCCCAAUUUGCAGCGCCCGCCGGACAACCUCCUGAGUGCUCUUUGGUCUCUCCCCCCUUGCAAUCUCAUCUUUCACAUUUGCAUUCAAGCCUUCCCAUUAGUCCAUGGCUGGGGCAGAAUCCUUCUCCCAUCCCAGCGCAUGGACUAAUGCAAAAAAGCGGGAAUGGUACUGCCUUACACUGGCUCUGCCUUGUUUGAGCCCAUGUAUGUCUUUUCUGGCGAUAUCAAUGUCUAUAUUUGAUAAAAAACACGAAUCCAUCGCUUUAAUAAAUGCAUCCGCAUUUUGGAGCGCCGGAUCCUUAUCUCUCCACAGAUUGCGCAGCCACGCUUUAGCUUCCCCAUGCAAAUGGGACAAGAUAAACCCCACCUUCUCUUGCUCAUCUCUAAAGUCUUUAUCCAGCAGUUCCAGCGCAAACAGCACGUCUGCUCGGAAGUUAGGGUACUGCUGCAAAUUCCCAUCGAAAUGAGAUACCAGGCUGCCUCCUCUUUUCCCCAGCCCAAUCCCCUCUGAUUUGGGUCCCGGUUGCCCCUGCUUAGCAAGCACUUCCAACCUGGCUUGGAGAUCCCUGCAGGCGGCAGCCGCUUCCUCUUCCCUUUUCCUGGAUGCGAGUACCUCCGCGUUGAGUUGUGUCACUGCAUUUUGCAGGGCUGCUAGUUGCUGUUCUGUAGUCAUCUUGCCUGACUUUUGUGAGCUCGCGAAGCACCAAUCUUCUUCCCUCGCUGCGUCCACUCACGUUACGAGGUUUUUGGUGCAAAACUUUCGGAGAUGGAGCUUACUGUCAGAGCUGGCUCCAGGUCCCAGCUCACAGAGGACCAACGCUAGCCGGCAGUAAUGUACAAAAGUCUUUAUUGAAGUACAGUUUCCAUUUUCAAGCCGGAGCGCCCCAGCUCUACGUCUAGGGGUUAGAUCGGCGAAGCUCCAUCUGAGUCUCCGCCCCUGUACACCAGUUUAAGAUUCUAGCCUUACUCCACCUCUUACGUCUCUCCUUUCUCCUCUGGGUCCUGCUACCCCCCGGGGUCCCUUCCUUCCUGGAUUCUUCUGACGCUGACCCCCCUGACUCCUCCCCCUCUUUUCGGCGGGCUUUGGGACCUGGCUCCCUAUCCGGGCUGCCAACUGCGCCGCCCUCCUGUACAUUUGAACUUGGCGCGCGCACCCAGCCUUCAACCUUCCUCUCGACCGUUUCCUCGCUCCCCGAUGGAGGCGUGGCCAAUCCUGACUCAUGUCCUCCCACUGGCAGUGCGCCGCCUGAUCCCGAUGCCUGGGACUCCUCCCCCCUUCUGCACUCUGGUGUGGACGCUGGUCCUGAUUUCCAACUGCUGCUCUCUGAGUCCCCUCUGGCCCCUUCUUCCUGGGGUGUCCUCCUCGGCACCCCCUUGCUCUGACCAAGGGAGCCCCUUUCUGUGAAUCUUCCGAUUCGCUGGAAAGACUCAGAGACCUCGGACCGCUGUCAUCGCUAACAUUUCCUUCGGACUCCUCCCCCUCGCUCUCUAUUUCCUCCCUUUCCUGUGCCUCUGCUCCUGAACCCCUGACAGUUACGAAUUUAGAAGUGGAAGGAAGGAAUAUACAGAACCCAGCUAAGAUUAGAAAUUGUUUCCAGAGGUACUUUAAACAACUAUAUACACAAGGGCCACUGAAAGGAACUGAUCUAGAUCAAUUUUUGAAAACAAAUGGAUUACAAAAAAUCUCUCAAGAAAAUAAAUUAAUGUUGAACUAUAAAAAUAACUGAACAGGAGAUAGAAGGUGCCAUUCAAAAUAUGCAAUUGGGUAAGUCUCCAGGACCGGAUGGAUUAACUUCUAGAUAUUACAGAUCCUUGAAAGAAUGGUUAAUACAACCUUUGAAAGAGGUCUGUAAUGAAAUAAUGGAGGGGAAAAGAGCACCAGAGUCGUGGAAAGAAGCUUAUAUUACACUUGUACCGAAAACAGAGACUGAAAAGACACAGCUUAAGAACUACCGUCCUAUAUCAUUACUCAAUGUGGAUUACAAAAUUUUUGCGGACAUUUUGGCUAAGAGAUUUUAAAAAGUGUUGAUGGAAGAGAUUCAUAAAGAUCAAGCGGGCUUUCUCCCAGGAAGACACUUGUCUGACAAUUUGAGGAAUAUAAUUGAUAUUUUGGAAAAACUAGAAGUGAAUAUAAAUACUAAAGCAGUUAUGAUAUUUGUGGAUGCGGAGAAAGCUUUUGACAAUAUUUCUUGGAGCUUUAUGAAGAAGAACCUACAGGGUAUGGGGGUAGGCCAAGGCUUUGAAAAUGGUAUAAGUGCAAUCUAUUCAGAACAAAAGGCUAAAUUAAUUGUAAAUAAUGUGGUGACGGAAGAACUUAAAAUAGAAAAAGGGACACGACAAGGUUGCCCAAUUUCCCCACUACUUUUUAUUUCGGUCCUGGAGGUUUUGCUGAACAUGAUUAGAAGGGACCAGCUGGUUAAAGGUAUACAGGUCGGAGCAAAACAGUACAAAUUGAGAGCAUUUGCAGAUGACUUAGUACUGACGUUACAGGAGCCAGAAUCUAGUACCAAAAGGGUUUUAGAACUGAUUCAAGAAUUUGGUCAGGUUGCAGGAUUUAAAUUGAACAAGUUAAAAGCUAAGGUUUUAGAGAAAAAUCUAACACCAAUGGAGAGAGAGAGGUUUCAAAAUGUGACAGGUUUAACAGUGGUUAAGAAAGUUAAAUACCUGGGGAUUAACAUGACAGCAAAAAUGGGAACUUAUUUAAAGAUAACUAUGAAAAAUGUUGGGCUGAAGUGAAAAAAGAUUUAGAAAUUUGGUCAAAUUUGAAGCUUUCACUGCUGGGCCGUAUUGCUGCGAUAAAAAUGAAUGUAUUGCCUAGAAUGUUGUUUUUGUUUCAAACACUGCAAAUUGUCGACAAAAUGGACUGUUUCAAGAGGUGGCAGAGAGAUAUUUCCAGAUUUGUCUGGCAGGGCAAGAAGCCCAGAAUAAAAUUUAAAAUACUAACAGAUGCAAAGGAAAGAGGUGGAUUUGCCCUGCCAGACUUUAAACUUUAUUAUGAAUCAGCAGCUUUUUGCUGGUUGAAAGAAUGGCUGCUUCUUGAAAACACUGACAUUUUGGAUCUAGAAGGUUUUAACAAUGUAUUUGGAUGGCAUGCAUAUCUGUGGUAUGGAGAGAUCAAAGCACAUAAAGCAUUUAAAAAUCACAUUGUCAGGAAAGCACUGUUUAAUGUUUGGAUAAGAUACAAGGAUUUAUUGGAAAACAAAACUCCAAGGUGGUUGUCACCAAUGGAAGCGAAAGCCUUGAAAAAGCUCAAUAUGGAGGUCAAAUGGCCGAAAUAUUGGGAAAUAUUGGAACAAGAUGGAGAUAGACUGAAAUUGCAGUUUUGAAAAAUUAAAAAACAAAGUGCGAGACUGGCUUCAUUAUUAUCAGAUAACGGAGGCAUACAAUUUGGACAAGAAAAUUGGCUUCCAGGUGGAAAAAUCAAAAUUAGAAACAGAACUGUUAGAACCCAAAACUAAGAAUUUGUCAAGAAUGUAUAACUUGCUGCUGAAAUGGAACACUCAGGAUGAAACUGUGAAAUCUGCUAUGAUUAAAUGGGCACAAGAUGUUGGACAUAACAUUAUGUUUGCUGACUGGGAACAGUUGUGGACCACAGGUAUGAAAUUUACGGCAUGUAAUGCCUUAAGAGAAAAUAUUGUGAAAAUGAUAUACAGGUGGUACAUAACCCCAGUCAAGCUUGCAAAAAUAUACCAUUUGCCUGAUAAUAAAUGUUGGAAAUGUAAAGAAACUGAAGGUACAUUUUUUCACCUUUGGUGGACGUGCCCAAAGAUUAAGGCUUUCUGGGAGAUUAUAUAUAAUGAAUUAAAAAAGGUAUUUAAAUAUACCUUCUUGAAGAAACCAGAGGCCUUUCUCCUGGGCAUAGUCGGCCAAUCGGUGUUAAAAAAGGAUAGAACUUUCUUUAUGUAUGCAACAACAGCAGCAAGAAUACUCAUCGCAAAGUAUUGGAAGACACAAGAGCUAUAUUUAAAACCAAGAGGAAUGUCGACAGAAGAGGCUUUAGUGGCGGCAUUAUAUAAGAUAAAUGACUCACUGGAUCAGCUUAACAGGAAAAUGGAUACGAUAAAUGCAAAAGUGGAUGUUUCAAUUACUAAAAUUAACUUAAAUACAGAAAGUAUAAAUAAUACCAAUACAGAAACCACCCAGAAAUCAAUACAGGAACCUACUUUGAUACGGCAAACUGCGGAGGAAGCCAGGGAAAAAGCUGUUGUUGCUGAAUGUAAAGUAACACAACUGGAGAGAAAGAGAAAGAGAGCCCCAGCCCUACAGAGGCAAUUUGAUGAACAUAAGUUGACGCUUGCUAUGACUGAACUUAAAGAAAAACAGACGAAUUUGAGGCCAUGCCCAAGGAUUAAGACACUUUGGGAGAUGAUUCAUAACGAAAUGAAAAAGGUAGUUAAAUAUACCCUUUUGAAGAAACCAGAGGCCUUUCUCCUGGGCAUGGUCGGCCAAUUGGUGUUAAAGAAGGAUAGAACUCUUUUCACGUAUGCAACAAUAGCAGCAAGAAUACUCAUUGUGAAGUACUGGAAGACACAAGAUUUAUCUAUUCGGGAAGAAUGGCAGAUGAAGUUGAUGGACUAUAUGGAAUUGGCGGAAACGACUGGCAGAAAUCCGAGACCAGGGAGAAGAGUCGGUGGAAGAAGAUUGGAAAAAGUUUAAGACUAUUUAUAGAAAUAUUGUAAAAAUAAUGAAUGUUAGAAAAAUGUUGGAAUGAAGUUAUACGGCUUUAGUAGAAAUGUUAUAAGGAAUUAAGCAUAAAUAGAUUAAUAGAGCAUUAAAGGGAAAAAUGUUAGAAUAUGUUAAGAUAAUUAUAGGAUAGAAAACAGAGGAAGAUGGAAAGGAAUUGCUGAAACAAUUAACAGAAGUGGAAUACAAAAAGGGAGGUGUGAGGAGGUCGUGGAAAUAAGGGAAUGAAAGAUAAGAUAUUGAAAUUGUUUUGUGUUUUAAAUGGUUUGUGUUUUGUUUUGUUAGUUUUAUGUUUUGUUUUGUUUUUGUUGUUGUUGUUUUGUUGUGUUUAAACGGUUGGAAAAUUAAUAAAUAUUAUUUUUUUAAAAAAGAAAACAAACAAACCAGUUUUAACAAGGAAAAAUGUUGGGUACAACACAGACACUAACACAACACAAAGCCUUUUCAAAUUCCCUUCGCUCAGUACUCAGAUCUUGUUUUAAACUGCCAGUCCUCCCCCAGUGUCAUCCCUGCUCACUCUCCUCAAAACUCUGACACUGUUUAAAAUUGCCACCUUUCUCUCUCUCCACGAUCCUCUAUUCCUGCUUAAUUCAAACCUCUGCUGCUGUUUAAACCACAAUUUCCCUCUCAGUAGCUCUUUUACCACAGCAGAAGUUUAAGUAAAGCAGGGAGAAAGAAACUCUGAGAGGAAAAUGACAGUUUUAAACACUGACAGGACACUGAGAGGUCGUUUUUUAAAAAGAACAAAUCGGUUUUUAAAAGGAGAAAUAUCAGAGAUGAGCACAACACGGAAGCUGACACCAAAAAGCUAACACAACAGAGCUUUUUCAAACACCCUUCUCGCUAUUCCCAAACCUUGUUUUAAACUGCCAAUGUCCCAUCCUGCUCAUUGUAUUUAUCCUGGUAUUGUUUUAAAUUGUCACUUCCCUCCCCUCAAUGUUUCUCCAUCCCUGCUUUACUCAAACCUGGGCUGUUGUUUUAAACCAUUUUUCCUGCCCUGUUUCUCCAUUCUCAUAUGUAUGUGUAUUUAUAAAUAAAUAAUAUUGCUGCAUUUCAGGUAAUUUUCCAGUUUUCAAAACAUCAGGAUUAUAUUGAGUACAUUCAAGUCUCGGCCUCUGUUUUAGUUCUCCCUUAAUUUGUAGCUUUUACCAUAAUUAUUUUAAAAAAUGAUGAUGAUGCCUGAGAGCUGUGUCAAACGCUAGUCCUACUCGGCGUAGGCCAACUGAAAUUAAUCAUCAGGACGAGCUUAGGUCCAUUAAUUGCAAAGGAUAUGACCCUAACGUUUUUACGUGCCAUGCUCUGUAGCAACGUGAAGAUGAGAAAAACAAGAAGAAUAACAAAGCUUCCACCAAUCCCGCAAUGCAAGAUUUGGAAGACUUGCUUGUUCCACGUGCAAAGGCCAUGGAUGGACCCAAACCAACAGAAGGUAAAAACAGCCCAACACACUGGCCUUCCAUCAAUGCUAGUCAAUGUACCAGUAAUUCUUUUGGUAAAUCCCUGGGCUCAGUUCAAUGUUUUGGUCUUGGUAUACAAAGGUUUAAACAACUUGGGAAUCAAAAACCUGAAAAAAUGACUAAGAUUUACUCAGGAUGCUCUGGUUGUUAUUCCAGUUUUAGUUUCUGUUGGACAGGUGACUGCAUGAGACAGGGGGUUCUCAGUGCCCCCCACAUUAUGGAACCCCCCUCCCUAAAUGGCAUCAGGUUGUCCCAUGUUGGCCUCAUUUAGGCACUAGGUGAAAACUAGGUUAACCCAGCCUUUGAAAUAUAAUCAGCAUUUUUGGUGACACUAUUUAUCUCUCUCUCAAAAGUGAAAACCUUUUUUUGCCCAAUGACUGGAUUAUAGUCCGGCUCACUUUACAUAGACUAUUUUAAACAUCAUUAUGCCAUCAGGUGACAACUUCAGUGCUAUCAUUUCUGGCCUAAACAGAGACAAAGGAUUUUUAGCAUUGUAUUAAUUAGCUGACCAGUGCCAGGUUGUCUGUUACACCUACUGAUUAUGUAAAAUACCACUGUUAAUUGUGUAAUUCUCAGGUUUUACUUGUUAGCAUUUCAUUGCCCUCUGACGUCACUGAUACUUACCCAAAUCCUGUGUAUUCAUGAGGAUGUCCCUCCAUGCAUCUGGUAAGGUGGACUGCAGUCCCUCUGGAGGUUGAUGUUGAACUAUUAUAAAAGUUUAGCUAAUGCAACAACUAAUAGAGACAUCAAGGGGAAUUUAACUGCUUGCCUCAGUGGCUUUGCUGUGCACAAAAAUAACAGCUAAAUGAGAUCUGAAGGAUGCAUGGAUGGGUUAGUUAAUAUGCGAAAAAGCACUGAAUGUUCCUUUCCUUUUACAAGAUAACAAGCCUGAGUCUGCCAACAUUAAAAACACUCCUGCAAUGAAGGAAGAAGCAAGCACCACCAGAAACAGUAAUCCUGAGAACCCUGCAAGAGGAGCCACACUCCAGCCUGCUGUUGUAGUGACUAGGCCACCAAGCCCAAGAGGCGGGCUGCCUAACCAACCAAGACCAAAUCCAAAGAUGCCACAGCCUAGGGGACCACCCCCUGGAACGGGAAGGGGUAAGACUCAUUAA